Ilyonectria robusta is the source of this 444-nucleotide messenger RNA. RefSeq lists its product as uncharacterized. The transcript has 2 exons. The record is from RefSeq and is a predicted model, not a curated record. NCBI's taxonomy places the organism in Eukaryota, Fungi, Ascomycota, Sordariomycetes, Hypocreales, Nectriaceae. Bases 1 to 444 code for a protein of 147 amino acids.
AUGUCUUACACAAGCAAAAACACUCUAUGGCUAUCUGACAGCAUUGGUCAAGAUGUGAAAGACCUAAUUACCAAGUUUUAUACUCUUGCGGACCCCAAAGAGUCAAACGCGGGCACCCGAAUGGCUACCGAGGUUUUCACCAACGAUGCCGUCCUCGUCACGGCCAAUGGAACAUUCCGAGGGGUUUCAGAAAUUGCGAGAAGCAGAGACAAUGCCUGGUCCGUCGUGGAAUCUAGAAAACAUCGGGUGCUCAAAGUAUUUGCGAGCGAUCAAGAAGACCCCGAGCUUUCAAUCCUUGGAGCUGUAGAAAUGUCAGUUAAAAACGGUAGAAGCCUGGAUUCUCCAUUUGCCUGCCACGUCAAGUUGGUCUUGUCCUAUCCUGAGUCGGUGGACUGUCGAAUCACGCAUAUGCAAGUCUUUGAAGUGCCUUGGUAUACUUUAUAA